AAGAAAUGAAAAUCAUGCAAUGUUCACAUCCACGCAGUAUAAAACCGGGGUGCAUAAAUUAUCCACCACUGAGAGAAACCAUUAUAAUUCAAGCGAAAGCAAAGUUAUCAAUCAAUUAUUUAAAAACACACAAGAGAAUGUAAAGUUCUCGCAUCCCGCUUCUCUUGGAAGGACAACAUUGUGUUGUGGUUUUCGGUUUUAUGGCCAGCGUUAGGGUGGUUAUACAGACUUCCGUAAAUUAACUAUAUGCAACCCAUAAGACAAGUCAAGGUGUGACAAGUUCUCAAUUCUGUAAUACACGACCUGCUCAUUAAGCAUUAAACCUCCGACCCUCGCCUUCUGUGUUUUUCUUCACAGUACACCUGACCUGGAGCCGACUGGUUCCAGUUCCCUGGCACGACCUCAGGAAGCAGCGCCCCACCUGGUGUCUGAAAGUGGGAUGACAGGCUUUGCAAAAAUGAAACCAUCUUCUGGAUUAUUGAUAACCAAUGGAAUGGAAGUCCCGUUUGCUUUCAGUGGCGCUAACGCCGCUAGGGAAACGACGGCGCGUAUUUUAAAGGUGUUUGUGGAAAUACGAAGGAUAUUAUCCAACAACUCACAUCGGUGUUUUGGAUCACGGCCCAUCGUGUAUUUAAAAAAAAAAUAACUCUGAAACUGCUACCCGUUGACAUUAAAAGAUUUAGAUAAAACAAUGCUCUUAGUCCCGAACACGUCCACGAAAUCACAGCGCAGUUUAAGAUAUACUUGCGAGUCGCUGCCGUUGGGGCUAACCCUCAAAUCUAAAACAUUCGUGUAAUUUCUGAGGGAAUAGGACAGACAACUCAUAUUCUUCCAGAUUAACCGAGGUGAAUUUAUAUGCGCCAUGGAUUUAUUUCAUUUAAUUUAACAGAAAAACAGCGGGUUACCCUGCUUCUGUGGGUAUUUUCUGGAGAACUGGUUCAAGACCCAGCCAGAAGUCGAGCAGCAGCAGCAGCAGCUCACCGGAUCUGUGGCCGGCGACGGUGUCGUGCUGCCCUCUUGCGGGAGUUGCGCGUCAUGGCAGCCCCACUUGCCUCCAGUUUCGCCAGGUUUCCUGAGAAGUUGAGUUACACGUCAGAAUGGAACCUGUACUGGUGGGGGGACGUGUACUGUGACCUCAGCAGUUCGUGCGUAUCAGCUGAUCGGGGAUACGGGAAAGCAUGGAACGUGUAGCGCAAAUGCCGAACAGUGGCGGCUUCUCCCUGGCUGGGCCCUCCUCCGCCCCGCGGAAGAGGCAGGUCCGAUUCUCCGCGCGCCACGACAUCCUGCUGCUGAGGGAGGUCAUCGCUCAGAACCCCUUCUCGUCCAAGGAGCCUGGGCGCAUCUGGGCGCGGGUGGGCGAGAUCAUCAGCGCCGCCCUGCAGGACGAGAACUUCGAGGUGGACGCGCGGCGGUGCCGGGAGAGGACGGCCCUGCUCCUGGACUACUACAAGAAACAGGACUUCGCCAGCCUGCGCAGGUUCGGGACAGAGCGGCUGUACGCACAGAAGGAGGACCUGCUGCACGAGGUGCUGGAGCUGGAGGCGGAGAAGGGGCUUAUGGGAGCCACAGAAAGCAAGUACCAGGAUGAGGCGACCGCAGAAAUGAGGAAGAGGGCACUGGAGGAGCUGUGCCAGCCGGAGCCUGAGAAACCGGCACCGAUGUCAACCCCAGCGGCACCAGAAACAGUUCUUCCCACCCCAGAGCCGGAGGAGCAGGAGGAGCUGCCGGAGCUGCCGGCGCCCACAGCCAAGCGGCCCUGCCAGUGCUGCUGCCAGACCUACUCGGAGAUCCUGAGCUUCCUGGAGAAGCGGGCCGAGGCGGAGCAGCACCUGCGCGAGGAGGAGAUGGCCCUGCGGCGCGAGGAGCUGGAGAUCCAGCGGAGCAAGAUCGCCCUGGAGCGGGAGAGGCUGGGCGCCGAGCGCAGGGAGAGGGAGCGCCGCUUCGAGCUGGAGAGCCAGGAGAGGCAGGUGAUCCUGGACCUGCUCAAGGAGAAGGUGCUCCACUGCUGAGGAGGAGGAGGAGGAGGGGGAAGAGGAGGAGGAGGGGGAAGAGGGAAGGGGACACUGGGAUGUGGACUGAGACCCCACCACUGUCAGAAGGGGGCCGUGGCCGAGCAACAACUCUUUUUCAGGUCGCGCGUGUUGUCUUGGCUCCUCUCCCCGCUGGGAGUCCCCAGGCGGCAGCCCGCAGUGGGUGCAGCAGUCCAGGCGCCUGCUGUGGGCAGGGCGACACAGGUCUCACACUGUGAGGCUUAGCCUGGGCAGCUCCGCUCUAGAGACAGCCUGGGUGCCUGACGUGACGAGGCAGAGUGGGACGGCAGACGCACUUGACUUUGUCGGUAGCCCUACCCCCUGGACCACAAGAUUUGAUCAGCUGAAAGGGUGACUCUGAUGAAAUGACAAGAUACAACCAGCACUUCCUGCCUCCCUGUUAAGCGACCGAAAGAAGCACUGUACGGAAUACUGUAUUCAUCACUACUGCAGUAGUGCUUUUCCUACAAACGUGCAAGUCUCUUGUUUUUGUGAGUUACUAGACCAGCCUAAUGCAAGCAAAUGCCAGCAGCUGUGGUGAACUGUUUAGUUUUAGGAAGGCCUUGCUGUCUUGCUGGAACUUUUGGGUGUGCAUAAAAACUAAACCAAUCCCAGCAAACUGAGGAAACAUUCUACCACACAUUUUAAGAUUGAUUUGUUAGGACUGUAAAGAUUUUAAAGCUGCAGUGCAUUAUACAACAGUUAUCGUGUCAUAUUUUUGUAAACUGAGUUUCAUUUUAAUCUAGUACUCAUAGCCUGUGUACACAUCUGCCUGGCAACAAUCGCCAUAUACUGUCUGAUCUCUGAUAAAGGAAUGAUCAAUUAUGUUGAUUUUAUUUUAAAGGAAGGCUGUUAGUUUAUGAUGGGGGUGUAGUUUUUAUUAAUGUCCUCUAAAACAACAGCAGAUAACUAAAAUUAUUUUUUGGGUGAACGAAAUUGCUGUACUAACUCGUUGUCACAAUAAGCUGCACUUAUAUAGUUUCUUCUGUUUACAUACUGUACAGCGGUUUCAUUAAUGACUGUAACGAUUUAUUCUUUACUUUGCCGUGAGCUUUUCUGUAAGUCAAUUAAAAACAGAAUUGCGUAUAUAAGAAGCAUUGUACUCUUCGUUCUAAUUUCUUAGUAACUGUGUAUGCAGGUGAGUCGAGUCGUUUGUAUGCAUAAGGAAAUACCGGCACUCCAUACUGUUGUGAAUUUAAAGAUUGUAUUAGUUCUAAUUAAAGACGUCGCCAGGCAAUACUCUUUAUGAAGGAGUUCUCUUAUGUCCG
Molecule: messenger RNA, 3298 nt
Organism: Lepisosteus oculatus (spotted gar)
Lineage: Eukaryota; Metazoa; Chordata; Actinopteri; Semionotiformes; Lepisosteidae
Product: inner centromere protein
Source: RefSeq, a predicted model, not a curated record